AUGGCGACUCAAGUAUCGAAAAAACGGAAGUUUGUGAAUGACGGAGUUUUCAAAGCCGAACUGAAUGAGUUUUUCACGAGAGAAUUGGCUGAAGAUGGUUACAGUGGUGUUGAGGUGAGAGUUACACCAACUCGUACCGAAAUUAUCAUUCUGGCAACAAGAACACAGAAUGUGUUGGGCGAAAAAGGACGCCGUAUUCGGGAAUUGACGUCUGUGGUUCAGAAAAGGUUCAAUUUCCCAGAUGGUACAGUUGAACUGUAUGCAGAAAAAGUUGCCACGAGAGGUUUGUGUGCCAUAGCUCAAGCUGAAUCACUGAGGUACAAACUCAUUGGAGGUCUUGCAGUUAGAAGAGCAUGUUACGGUGUUCUGAAGUUUAUCAUGGAAAGUGGAGCCAAAGGAUGCGAAGUAAUUGUUUCUGGCAAACUGAGAGGCCAAAGAGCCAAGUCGAUGAAGUUUCUUGACGGACUUAUGAUCCACAGUGGUGAUCCAAUGAAUGAUUACGUUGAUCAAGCUGUCAGACACGUUCUUCUCCGACAAGGUGUCUUGGGCAUCAAGGUCAAAAUUAUGUUGCCAUGGGAUCCUACUGGUAAGCUGGGACCUAAACGACCAUUACCUGAUCAUGUGACCAUCCUGGACCCCAAAGAUCAGCCAAUACCUGAGCAGCCAUACUCUGAACAGAAAGGAACUAAACCUGUUGAUCCCACUCAACAACAGGCAUUGCCUCAAUAG
Helobdella robusta is the source of this 729-nucleotide messenger RNA. RefSeq lists its product as hypothetical. Gene Ontology annotation, biological process: translation; positive regulation of apoptotic signaling pathway. Gene Ontology annotation, molecular function: RNA binding; structural constituent of ribosome. Bases 1 to 729 code for a protein of 242 amino acids. Gene Ontology annotation, cellular component: cytosolic small ribosomal subunit; nucleus. The record is from RefSeq and is a predicted model, not a curated record. NCBI's taxonomy places the organism in Eukaryota, Metazoa, Annelida, Clitellata, Rhynchobdellida, Glossiphoniidae. The transcript is spliced from 5 exons.